UGUCGGAAGUGACUGCAGAAAUCGUCAAAAUAAGCCUGUUCCUCCGUGACCGACCUGUCAGACGACGCUCUGGAUGUUUAGAACUGCUCUAAAAAGAUUUCAGAACAAAUGGAAAUCGUACAGACACCGAUUUGUUCCUUGGAUUAUACUGAACCUGUCUAAAAAUGAGAAAACUCUGCGGCAGGUGACAGAGCGCACCAAAGACAAACUGGUUUCAGACGAGGAGGUUUCACAGAGCCUGCUGAAGCUCUUCAGAGUCCUGCUCAGGAGUCAUGGGGCUGAUCACGGUGAGCUCCGAGCGGCUCAGACUCACUUUCUCAGUCAGGUAACAAGUGAGGAAGAGCAGUAUGGGCGAAAUCCAGCGUGUGGACAUGAUGCCAUGUUACAGUCUCUGGGAUUCUGCAUUGACCGGCAGCCCAGCACUUUGCCCUUUGCAGGAACCGGGGUGUAUGUUACCAAAGGAUUUGUACCCAAAGGAGCCACAGUUGCCAUGUACCCCGGCACAGUGUAUCAAGCCUAUGAGCCUAUUCUCCUGCAGUCCAUCAGAAACCCCUUUGUAUUCAGGUGUAUUGAUGGUGUCCUGAUUGAUGGAAAUGACAAAGGCAUCUCCAAGAUGGUGUUCAAGUCAUGCAGUGGCAGGGACAGAGUAGGGCCCUUCAUGAUGAGUGAUACCAGCUGGCUUACAGCCACUCCACAGAACCCGCUUGCUGUGGGACAGUACGUGAACAACUGCUCUAACGAGUGGCCUGCUAACGUGUGCUACCAGGAGUAUGAUGUGCCAGACGAGUUUCCCAUCGAGCUCCACCAGUAUCUCCCCAAUGUCAACUACAGCCAGGACACAAGGAGGCCCCUGCGCUGUGUUGUCCUUGUAUCACUCAGAGACAUUACAGCAGGGGAGGAACUCUUCUCCAACUACUACACAAUUGUGCGUUAAAAUAUCAACUAUCAAAAUACACUCCACUGUUCUGCUUUGGUGUCAGAGCUGAAGAAAAUUAACAUUUUUUAAAAAUUCAAGCAACACUGUUAUCAUUGUUUGUAUUUAAUGGCAAAACAGCUCAUUUUGAAAGAUAUUUUCUUUGUAUACUCUUUAAGGAAUAAAGGUUAAAUAUGUCUUGUAUGGUUUAUCAUAAUAUGCAAGAAACAAAACUGCUGUUUUUUUUUUUUUGACAGUUUGACAGGUAAUGCAAGGAUAUACAGAAAGAUCAAAGAUUAGUUGGGCCAGGCCACAUAUUCCAGACCUGAACAUGGUGGUGGAGGAGGUAUUCAGAUCAUUUACUCAAGUAAAAGUAUCAAUACUUCGACUAAAAGUAUUGCAUUACUGGUAAAAGUUAAAAGAUAUGUAAAAAUACAAAUGUGUUAUCAGCUAAAUACACUUAAAUAUCCAGAAAUAAAAAUACCCAUUAUGCAGAAUAACCCUUUAUUUACUAAAAACUAUAUGUUAUACUA
Messenger RNA from Lates calcarifer (barramundi perch), 1446 nucleotides. It is a transcript of the gene setd9, whose product is annotated as SET domain containing 9. Bases 74 to 934 code for a protein of 286 amino acids. NCBI's taxonomy places the organism in Eukaryota, Metazoa, Chordata, Actinopteri, Centropomidae. Gene Ontology annotation, molecular function: protein binding. The transcript has a single exon. The record is from RefSeq and is a predicted model, not a curated record.